UAGGGUUCUGUAAUAUAUAUAUUCCCUAAAGAAAUUUUAAACAUUUUUACUCAGAAUAGAAAAGAUUUCCCGAUAUAUUUAAUUGUUGAACUUAGUACCAUUAAACUGAGAUUUUUGAUGUAAAACAACGUUGUUCUGUUGACUUUUUGUUAAGAGUUGUGAUAUAUUCGUCAAGUAUAGACAGAAAGUUUUUAAAAAAGUUACUUUGUAAAAUACGAUUUUUUCAAUAAAUGGUUAAAAACUAAAAAUGAGGUCCUUUUUAUUUAAAAUUGCCCACCGACAAAUAAGUCAAAGUUUUUUUAAGAAAAAAAAUGAUUUUGGAAAGUGUAAUACUGUGUCGAUAGGAAAUAUUUCACCAGAACGACAUGUUCCAAAUUAUAUAAAUGUACCAGAUUAUUAUCACAAGGCUAUGGGACCUGGCAGUACGUUAGGACUACCUGAAAUAAAAACUGAAUUGCAAAUUAAAAAAAUGAGAGAAAGUUGUCGAUUAGCAGCCGAUAUUCUUCAAUCAUGCCAGGAAAUUAUAAAAGUUGGUGUUACUACAGACGAGAUCGACAGGUUUGUUCACGAAAAAAUUAUUUUAGCAAAGGCUUACCCUUCACCACUUCGUUAUGCCGGAUUCCCUAAAUCCAUAUGUACAUCCGUUAAUAAUGUUGCAUGUCACGGCAUACCUGAUGAUAGACCAUUGCAAGAUGGUGAUAUAAUAAAUGUUGACAUAACUGUCUUUUAUAAUGGCUUCCAUGGUGACUGCUCAAAAACUUUUUUGGUUGGAGAUGUUGAUGAGCGAGGUCUAUACUUAGUGCAAAAAACUGAAGAGUGCCUUCUCGACUGUAUUAGUUUGUGCAAGCCUAAUGAAGAGUUCAACAAGAUUGGAAAUUACGUGCACCAUUUUUGUAAAAAAUUUGGACUUAACACAAUUCCUGCAUUUAUUGGUCAUGGUAUUGGAAGCUAUUUUCACGGACCGCCGGAAAUACUACACUUUAAGAAUAAAAUGCCAGGAAAGAUGACCGCUGGUAUGACAUUCACUAUAGAACCUAUAUUAACAUUGGGUGGACCCGAAAUUGAAAUACAAGAAGAUGGCUGGACAGCAAUAAGUGUCGAUGGAGCAAGAAGUGCACAAUUUGAGCACACUAUACUUAUCACAGAAACUAGUCAUGAAAUUUUAACCUUAUCGGAUUAAUUUUUUAAAAGUUAUAUCAAAAUUGAGUUUAUUCUUUAAUAGUUAUGUAUAAAAUUGUUGAUUUUACUAACUGCAAAUAGCCUGA
Lucilia cuprina (Australian sheep blowfly) is the source of this 1265-nucleotide messenger RNA. Its product is annotated as methionine aminopeptidase 1D, mitochondrial. Gene Ontology annotation, biological process: proteolysis. The coding region runs from base 248 to 1180 and encodes 310 amino acids. Lineage: Eukaryota; Metazoa; Arthropoda; Insecta; Diptera; Calliphoridae. The record is from RefSeq and is a predicted model, not a curated record. The transcript is spliced from 4 exons. Gene Ontology annotation, molecular function: metalloaminopeptidase activity.